Molecule: messenger RNA, 2240 nt
Organism: Pogona vitticeps (central bearded dragon)
Lineage: Eukaryota; Metazoa; Chordata; Lepidosauria; Squamata; Agamidae
Gene: SLC5A7
Product: solute carrier family 5 member 7
Biological process (GO): choline transport; transmembrane transport; neuromuscular synaptic transmission
Cellular component (GO): perikaryon; dendrite; plasma membrane
Molecular function (GO): choline:sodium symporter activity
Source: RefSeq, a predicted model, not a curated record
GAGAGCCUUUUUAAAAAAAAAAGAAAUGUGAAAAGACUGUUUAGAUAAUUUACUUCCUCUCCCAACAGUUUGUGGGUGAAAUUAGGGACACCCUGGCUGCGUGUUUGUAACAUCUAUCCUCAAUGAUCAUCCAAGUGUGUGACAUUGCUGACUUUACCAGGAGGCAGAAAAUGAGCCUCAGGCUCUGGAUACCCCAAGAAAUGAGCAAAUUGGGCCAUCUGGCUACAGACCUGGUAGCGCCAUCCCAAGCCGCUUGAGCUCUCAUGUUAAUGAAAUAGCAGCCCAGAGAAGCGUGGUGACUUCAAAAUGGCUUUCCACGUGGAAGGGCUGAUUGCCAUCAUUGUAUUCUACUUGGCCAUCCUUCUUGUUGGAAUAUGGGCUGCUUGGAAAACCAAAAACAGUGGCAGCGAUGGAGAUCGGAGUGAAGCUAUAAUAGUUGGUGGAAGAGACAUUGGCUUGCUGGUGGGUGGAUUCACCAUGACUGCUACCUGGGUUGGAGGCGGUUACAUAAAUGGGACGGCUGAGGCAGUAUACCUCCCAGGUUAUGGGAUGGCCUGGGCCCAGGCACCCAUUGGAUAUUCUCUUAGCCUGGUUGUAGGUGGCUUGUUCUUUGCAAAACCCAUGCGUUCCAAAGGCUAUGUGACCAUGUUGGACCCUUUUCAGCAGAUAUAUGGAAAACGGAUGGGAGGGCUCAUCUUCAUACCUGCUCUGAUGGGUGAAAUGUUCUGGGCUGCAGCCAUCUUUUCUGCAUUAGGUGCCACCAUAAGUGUGAUCAUUGACAUCAACGUCAAUAUUUCAGUUGUUAUUUCUGCCCUAAUUGCAGUUCUCUAUACACUGGUGGGAGGUCUUUAUUCAGUUGCUUACACAGAUGUGGUCCAACUGUUCUGCAUAUUCAUAGGCCUGUGGAUCAGUGUUCCAUUUGCCAUGUCCCAUCCUGCAGUAACAGAUAUUGGGUACACUGCUGUCCAUGAAGUAUACCAAGAACCUUGGCUUGGAUCAAUUAAAACACUUGACCUCUUCACAUGGUUUGACAAUUUCGCCUUACUGAUCUUUGGAGGAAUCCCCUGGCAAGCGUAUUUCCAGCGCGUCCUCUCUUCUUCCUCUGCCGUGUAUGCUCAAGUGCUAUCCCUCCUCGCAGCUUUUGGAUGUCUUUUGAUGGCAUUGCCUGCAAUACUCAUUGGUGCAGUCGGAGCAUCAACAGAUUGGAACCAAACUGAUUAUGAAGGCCUGGAUCCCAAAUCAGCAAAUGAAGCUGACAUGAUUUUGCCCAUAGUCCUUCAGUAUCUCUGCCCAGUGUACAUCUCCUUUUUUGGCCUCGGGGCAGUGUCCGCUGCCGUUAUGUCCUCUGCUGACUCUUCCAUCUUAUCAGCAAGUUCCAUGUUUGCACGGAAUAUUUACCAACUUUCAUUCCGGCAAAGUGCAUCGGACAGAGAAAUAGUUUGGGUCAUGCGUAGUACCAUUUUUGUGUUUGGAGCUUUGGCAACAGCAAUGGCCUUACUCACUCAUUCAGUGUAUGGACUCUGGUACUUGAGCUCGGACCUGGUGUACAUCAUCAUCUUCCCUCAGCUCCUGUGUGUCCUUUUUGUCAAAGGAACGAACACAUACGGAGCCAUUGCCGGAUAUUUGUUUGGCCUCCUGCUCCGAAUCACUGGAGGGGAACCGUAUCUACAGUUGAAACCCUUGAUUUUCUAUCCUGGUUGGUACAAAGACAAUGAUCGAUACGUUCAGCGAUUCCCUUUUAAGACCAUGGCCAUGCUGACCUCCUUCCUCACGAAUAUCGGCGUAUCCUACCUAGCAAAAUACUUGUUUGAAAGUGGCACUCUGCCACCCAAACUAGACCUUCUGGAUGCUGUCGUGGCAAGGUACAGUCGCGAGAACAUGGACAAGACGACGCUUGUGAAAAGCGAGAAUAUUGUCCUCAAUGAGCUGGCACCUGUGAACCCUCGACACAGUUUGUCUCUGAGCUCCACCUUCACAAACAAAGAGGCCCUCAGUGAUCUUGACUCGAGCCCAGAGGUAUCCGUUGCGGAAGAUAAGUGACAGGGACCCAGCCAAAGAGAAAUGCUGCUUUCACACACCCCACAGAGGAACAGGGUAUGCCAGAAGGGGAGUUCAGAGGCUUUUCUUAAAAAAAGAAGAGCAAAGAGGAAAUGGAGAGGAAACAUCAAGCCACUGCACAAUCCUCUUAGUCCAUCUAUAGGAACAGGAAUAGUCUGUGGAAUAAAUUGUUACGCCUAUUA